Messenger RNA from Brassica napus (rape), 666 nucleotides. Its product is annotated as probable prefoldin subunit 4. Gene Ontology annotation, biological process: protein folding. The record is from RefSeq and is a predicted model, not a curated record. Lineage: Eukaryota; Viridiplantae; Streptophyta; Magnoliopsida; Brassicales; Brassicaceae. The transcript has 3 exons. Bases 138 to 527 code for a protein of 129 amino acids. Gene Ontology annotation, cellular component: prefoldin complex; cytoplasm.
UUUAUUACAACGACAAAAGAACACACACACUGCGGUCGCUUGAGGUUGCCCUUGUCAAUUUUGUGAAUCCCACAACCAAAAUAGAGGAAAAAAAAUUAAAAAAAAAAAACUUCAAUCGUCGAGAGAAACGAAGGAAAAUGCAGCAUCAAGGAAAGAGUAGUGGAUCUGAGAUGGAGGUGACGUGGCAGGACCAGCAGAACAUUAAUACCUUCAGCCGCUUCAAUAAUCGAUUCCAUGAGCUCGAAGACGAAAUCAAAUUCGCCAAGGAAAAGUGUGAUAAUCUAGAAGAUGCGGGGAACGAGCUGAUCCUUGCUGAUGAGGAGAUGGUGCGGUUUCAAAUAGGAGAAGUCUUUGCUCAUCUGCCCAAGGACGAGGUGGAAACGAGGAUUGAAGAGAUGAAAGAGGCCACCUGCAAAACCCUUGAGAAGCUCGAGCAAGAGAAGCAAUCACUCGUCUCACAAAUGGCUGAGCUUAAGAAGGUGUUGUAUGCUAAGUUCAAGGAUUCUAUCAACCUUGAAGAAGAUUGAAAGGGGCUUUCAACCAACUUGCGUUUCUUUCUCCAAUACUCUCUGUGUUACCGAGUGUCGAAACAUAUUGGUUUUUGUACAACGAUAUACAUUUUCAUUUGCAUUAUUAAAUCUAUCAAUCACCAGAAAUUUAUUGAAA